Molecule: messenger RNA, 324 nt
Organism: Daphnia pulex (common water flea)
Lineage: Eukaryota; Metazoa; Arthropoda; Branchiopoda; Diplostraca; Daphniidae
Exons: 2
Coding region: 1-324 (107 amino acids)
Cellular component (GO): chitin-based extracellular matrix
Molecular function (GO): structural constituent of chitin-based larval cuticle
Source: RefSeq, a predicted model, not a curated record
AUGUAUAGUCAUCCAGCUUACUUCGCACCUGCCUACUCUGCACAAGCAUACAAUGAUAGCAAAUAUGCAGACAUCACCAUCACAUGCCAAACUGAUGAGCGCAACCUUGAUGGCUGCAGCCAAUGGAGCUACGCUGGAUCUGACUACACCACCCGCGAGGAAUCACAGGUCCAGAAGAAGAUGCAUGGCAUUGCAUACAACUCAUACGGCAACUCCACCUACAAGGAUGUUAUGGGCAACACCAACAAGGAAUCUUCCUGCUGGGUUUCCCCUGAAGGCGAGAAAUUCACUUUGACCUGGUCUGCCGAUGAAGCCGGUUUCUAG